Messenger RNA from Cataglyphis hispanica, 5529 nucleotides. RefSeq lists its product as uncharacterized. Lineage: Eukaryota; Metazoa; Arthropoda; Insecta; Hymenoptera; Formicidae. Bases 2607 to 4304 code for a protein of 565 amino acids. The record is from RefSeq and is a predicted model, not a curated record. The transcript has 3 exons.
ACGAUGUUAGAAAGUGCACGACCGCGACUUUCCGUAAAGCUUAGAACCGAUAAUCACUUUUUCCCCAGCUUCCCCGUUCUUUUACGUAAUAUGCCGAGCGCGUUGAACGCUCCGCGUUUUUCCUAUCGGAUCGAGAGAACUCGUACAACAUCGGCGCGAUCCUAGCAUGCUAAGAGACCGCGUUGAACCCUCGUCAUCUACGACCGCGGGUCCUCCUUACAUUUACCUGCUCUGUUGCCUCUCUUCUACAUACACACAGGACACGCUCACCCAUCGGUUUACUCGCUCACCCACUCGCUGACUCACACAUCCGCUCAUUCACGCAACACGCAACAAGCCUGCACGUACAUUCGUUGACUACCUGACGAGAACUCGAGCUCGGCCAGUCACGUGGCCACGCUGAUUGCGAAGGAUGUUUGUGGGAUCGCAAAGUCAGUCCGCGGCGGACAGUCUGUCGAGAAAGAGAGGAUAGAGGCGGCGCGAUCGGAUGGAAGAGAAGGAGGAGCAGAACGGAGAAGGAGAUACUGAAUCGGGGAUAUUACCUAAGGUCUUCGUCGUUGCUCUAGCUCUACCUGUCCGAAGGCGUUCGGAGCGCGUUGUUUCGGCUCGCUUCUUCGUAACUUUGCGAAAUAUAUAAAACACUCGGCAAAGUGUUGGCGCGAUCGAGAGCGGGAAAAAUCUUCGUCGACGAGAUGAAAAGAGGAAUCCCCGCUAUUUGGAGCUAUGUGGAUGGAGGGAACUCCUCCCACGAGGAGUUUUAGAAAAUUAUUAUAAGAAAACAUUUACGUUGGAGGCGAAGAAUUAAUCAUUCUAUUGUGCAUUAGAAAGUGAGGAUCGCGUGAUAUUUUGCGGUGCACUGAAACGUGGAAGAUGUGCAAUGUGACGCAGAGCGAGACUCGGAAGUGAAGAUGCGGAUGAGAUCGAAGACGAAGUGAUUGAGUGUUUCUGCUUUGCAACGCUGACGAAGUUUUAUUUGUUUUUUUUAUUUACAUUUUCUUCUUCAUCGAACUGUCGAGUGAAUUUUUAAACAGAGGAUUCCAGGAAGGAAAUAUAACAAAGGGAUACAUUACAUUCGGGAAAGCUUCUGCAAAUUCAUGAUAACGACCGAUCGCGAAUUUUUAGUACGCGCUGCGGAAGCGGUAUGCGGUAGAAAGUUUAUUCGCGACACGCGAUAAACCAGAUUCGUAAAGAGCAGCGAGACUGUUGGAGAAUCUAUUUGUAUACACUCUUCAUAAAAAGAAAGCACGAACGAUCGAGAUAGAAAGCCGAGUAUCGAGACCGUAACAACAUCUCGAAGAUCAGCCGGAAUAAAAGUUGAGUUAAAUAAAUCUCCGAUGAAAAAUCCAAGCCUUCUUUAACGUAGAAUUUAUUAACCAACGCAAAGAUAUUUAACAACAAAGUGAUUCCUACAAGGUUUUGUAUAUAAAAUUACUCUAGUGAUUUCGCAAGAUGACACAUCACGAUCGCAAUUCGUUCGCGAAGGAAUGAAGAAUUUAAGAAAUUUAAACCGCGCAUGUGAGAGAAUUAAUGAGCCAACUAUGUUCACGAUUUUCACGGAAUUGCAUGCAAAAUCCUAUCGGUGGUGAUAUCGCGGGGCAUCGGCACGAUCGCGACCCGCUUACGAAUAAAGAGGACGACGUGGGGACUUGAGGGGAGAGAAACGAAAGAGAAGAGACGAAAAAGAAGGAAACAGUGAAUCGAUGCGCAGUAAGAUUGCGGUGAUUUCGCUGGCGCAAUAGUGUAAAAGCGUGUAGCGACGUUGCACAACACUCCUGUCAUUUCUGAUCCGCAUUCAGCGUACAUGCUCGUUCAUGCGUUUUAAGCGAAUGGAAAUUCUCACACAAACACGUAGCUUUGUAAACGAUAUCGCUAGUUAUCUCGCAUUUCAAAGGAAAUAUCGACGUUUUAUUUAUUCACAAUCGCGAUCGCGAUUCUAAUAACGAAACACUAUUGUCGCAAAUGUUAAAUCAAUUUUUCUGUUAGAAAUUAUUUAUUUUUCGAUUUUAGAAGAGAUAGUAACAUUUUGUUGAUUCAUGGUAUGAUUCAUUAGUGGAAAAAGUUUAUGAAGCACGUAAAACACUUUAUUUAUCGAGAGUUUAUUUCAUAUUUCUCACAUUCAUAACUGAUACGUACGCGAUAAGAAUGAUGAUAAAUGUAUCGUCUCUUAUCUUGGAAAUACCCGAACGUAGUUUUCAUCGCGCCAGGUGAAGGUGCCACGCGUUAUACUGACAUAUAGUGGAUAGUACGCAUAUUUUUAUUGAAGAAAUUGUUUUAGGGAAGUAGGCAAUUAGUUGGUUCGAGAACUAAGAUCUAAUUAGCAAUCGUAACUAGUCUUUAUUUAAUCAUAUUAUGAAAUCAUUUUAUAAUGAUAUAUUUCACACUUUGAAGUGCUGCAUAUAUCUUUGUUAGCAUGACAUUUUAAAAGCUGUCGCUAAUAUUACGAAUGACAUAAAAUUAAUGGAACACCGUUAAUCGACAUUAAAGUAUUUUCCAUCGAGAAUUUCAUUUCGAAUGUGACAUUUUGUCGUAUUAAAUAUAUACUUUCGCACAAAUAAGCGCGUUGUCAUCGAGAAAUGAGCGGUUAGGCGAUCCGAAAAACGUGCGGAAUGCAGUUGGCAACCAGUCAGAGGCCUCACCCGCCUCCGGUGCCACCUCGGCCGAGUCGGCAGGUGGUUGCCGAAGCCCUUAAGAGGUCGCCAAGGCCGCCCUGUCCUACUAGACAGGCACCGCCGCCGCCCAACACGAAGCCCUGGAGAUCCAAUCAACAACAAACGCAACAGCAACAAGUGGACCCAACACCGGGUGGACGCACGAUCGUGUAUGAGUCCAUCAAGGAGGAUUGCAAGGACGAGAAUGCGCCCGACGAUAUGCGAAAUCGCAAGCAAGUGCGAAACACGAUCGACAAAAAUGCCGAGAACAGUCGGUUAGAAAAUGCAGGCAAGAUCGCCACGUCUCAUGAACACCAUGAGGUCUGUACGAACACUAGCUCAGGAAAGCUUUAUCCUACGGGAAACAUCCCGGCGAACAUCGUGCGGAAGCACAACAGUCUGACUGAGGAUCAACGGCCUCAACACAGACUGGAGACUCAAAGAAAUUCCCGCGGGAAGGAUUCGAUUGAUUUCGGAUCGGAUUAUCGAGGACGAUGCACAGCUUCGCCAGGUAAAGAUCAACGGAAGGAGAGUAAUUCUGUCGCCGCGACGGAGAGAGUCGAAGCGACGUUGACGAUGACGAAGCUACCGGCAGCUGUCAGAACUGUCAACGUGUCCUUGGAAGACGGGCAUCAUGCUUCGUUAUCUAGUCCGGAUUCCGCUGAUGGGCAAGUCAUGGUGAGUCAACCGGAAAAAUGCAACGGCAAUCCGGAGAGAGAGGCGGAUGACGAGCAGGUUAAAUCGACGCCCACGUGCAGAUCGUACUCUGGUGAGCAGCAGCAGCAGAAACAGCAUCCGGAAAUUUUCUCGAAGGCGAAGGGAAAGGCUACCGGGAAUGACGACGCUGAAGCUGUAUCCUCGAUCGAGAGAUCGACGAACGUCCCGAGCGUUGACCGCGCCGCCACCGCGGUGCUCGUCAUGGACGAACCAGAGCAUAAAAUCGCGCAUAGCGAUCACGAGGACAAUAACGAUGAUGAUAAUGACGGCGACAACAACAUCCAUCGACAGGAUUGGCUAGAAGCAGGAGUCCAUUACUCUUCCACUCAGAUCACUCUACACGGAGACGACAUCAUCGACGGGGAUCGUAUCAAUGGUUACGAUCAUCACGAGGAGGAGAGGAUCACUGAUCUUGAUUUUAUCAGUAUACAAGAAAGGAUCGCGAUGUCUUCCUUGCAAGGAUUACCCCCGUUACCUAGGAGCCUGAGCGGUUUCAACCUGAGCGGACGCGGCGAGAGCGGCGAGCCACCUCCACCGCCCACGAGGUCGUCAAGUAAAUCCCAAAGAGGCAAUAAACCGUCGUCAUCGAGGCCAUCGCCACCUGCCAGACAGCUCACCACCCUGGAUACCCAGCUGGCGGUGCUCAGGAGAGAAAUGUUUGGAUUGCGGCAACUCGACCUCUCUUUGCUAUCGCAAUUGUGGUCCUUGAACGAGUCGAUCCAAGAGUUUCGACAAUUGCUACAAGAGCAAGAGGAUCGAGCGCCUUCGCCGUCGCCCAGCAGCGAAGAGGGAGACGACACAUCCGGAACGCUUCCGCCACCACCUCCAAGAAGGCCGGCGCCCACGCUGCAUCAUCAUCGACCGCCGCGACCGCCUAGGCUACCCAGACCAUCAGCCAGCGACGAAUCGCCAUCGAGCGAAGAGUACGGAGCCGUUUGACGUAUCGUUACUGAGAGGAAGAAAUACUCGAGAAAGUCUCGAUCCUCUCAUCGCACUUAAAGCGGCGUGUCUUGGGGAACGCCGAUAUAUACGAGAAAAGAUCUCGAGAGACUAACGUGAAAACAGAAAUUGCGAGGAUGGGCAUUUUCUAUCGGCAGUUAAGACUCGCAUGUGAUGUGACAUUUAAUUACAAACUACUAAUUCCUAAAGGUACCUGCAACGUUAUUUGUCGGGUUACUCAAGGUUCUAUAAAAUCAACGAUCUAUAAAAAGGUUUAAUUCUCUUUAAUUCUCGAUUGGGAUCGACUCAAUCAUUUGACCGAGAGAAAUUAUACUCGGUAAAUAAAUCGCAAUUGUACACACGCAAACGGUUAUCUAUUUAAGGAAGGUGUUGCUUGAAGAAAUUAUGAUCUAUGACGCUGCUUUAGCAUGAAAGAAGGACUUGUAAUCAAAUGGAAGAUUAUGAUAGUUUAACCGUUAUUGCGGCGAUCGUUUUCCUUAUGCAGGGUAAUAAUUGUUUUGCGCAGGCUGAAGAAGAAGAGUGUUGAUUUGCCAAUUCGCAACAACCAACGACAUUCCGUAUAUGUCGCACUCUCUAGAUUAAAAAAAAAAAAGGAUUCGAUUGCCACGAGUGAGAGCUAAUUUUAGCUCGGCUGUUCUCCUCUCUACUUGUGAUAGUGCUCGAAGGGGCCUUUGAUUAAUGAUAAUCACAUCCAUAUUUGUGCAGAUUAAGAUUCAAGACUUCGCCCCGCCGCGAAGCGACCAUAACAGAUCCGAGCCCGUUGCACCACGAUUCUUUGGUGCUAUAGUCCGAAAAAUAGCACGAUUUAUUGACAUCAUUUAUCUAGAAUCUAGAAAAUAGCUAGUGAGUUUGAAAGAAUUACGAUGUUCUUUUCUCUUUCGUGUUUUUAUACUGUUGUGCUCAUUGCAAAGUUCAUCCUCCUUGUUGAUAUUCUCGAGUUACUUGCGUAAUUAGAUCUAUUGUACACGCGAGAAGGAAGAAAAAAUAUAUCUUUGAAAAAUAUAAUUAGCGGGAUUUCUAUAAACAUGCGAUUUCCCACUAAGUAUUCUUUUCUCUGUGACAUCCAUCGAAUUUCCGUGCGUAUGAUAUUUUCGAAAAACUUAGGAUUAUCAAUGUUUUGCAGUGUUCUUUCGCUUAGAUUAGCACGAGUUGUGUAUAAAGAUAUGAUGUAAGACUAUGCAAAAUAAAUUAAACUUAAUUUAAA